AUGGGGAAGGUUAUCUUCUACGAGGACAGGAACUUCUCCGGACGUCGCUUUGAGUGCAGCAGCGACUGUGCAGACCUGAUGUGUCAGCUGAGCCGCUGUAGCUCCAUCCGGGUGGAGAGCGGCUGCUUCAUGAUCUACGAGAAGCCCAACUACAGCGGGAACCAGUACUACCUGAGGAGGGGCGAGUACCCCGACUUCCAGCACUGGAUGGGGGUCAACGACUCGGUCAGCUCCUGCCGCUCCAUCCCAACGGACCCCGGUUCGUUCAACGUGCGGCUAUACGAGCGGAUUGAGUUCGGUGGUCAGAUGAUGGACCUGGUGGAUGACUGUCCCAGCGUCAUGGACCGAUUCCACAUGAACGACAUCUUUUCCUGCAACGUCACAAAUGGAAACUGGCUUUUCUAUGAGCACCCAAACUACCGCGGCCGGAUGUACCUAAUCAGACCCGGAGAGUACAAGAGGUUCAGUGAAUGGGGCGGCAGGAGCGCCAGAGUUGGAUCCAUCAGACGCAUCAUGGACUAUUGACCUGCUCUGGAGGGUGUUUUGGAAAGACUUUAUGUUGCGGUAACAGCCUAUGAGACUAUAGUAAACUAGUGUACCUGUGUUUUACUGACUGACUGUCCUGAAAAGCCUUAUAAAUAUUACUCAGAAUGUUCUUUGAUGUUGAGAUUUGGACUCAAAAAAGGAACUCAUCAUGAAACACUCACCAUCAACAGCACAAUCAACGCAUUUCUUGAGUUGUUUAUCAUCUCUCACCACUGUAAUAAAGCAAUUGUAAAAUGGA
Molecule: messenger RNA, 784 nt
Organism: Acanthochromis polyacanthus (spiny chromis)
Lineage: Eukaryota; Metazoa; Chordata; Actinopteri; Pomacentridae
Product: gamma-crystallin M2-like
Exons: 3
Coding region: 1-525 (174 amino acids)
Biological process (GO): visual perception; lens development in camera-type eye
Molecular function (GO): structural constituent of eye lens
Source: RefSeq, a predicted model, not a curated record